Salmo salar (Atlantic salmon) is the source of this 5132-nucleotide messenger RNA. The record is from RefSeq and is a predicted model, not a curated record. NCBI's taxonomy places the organism in Eukaryota, Metazoa, Chordata, Actinopteri, Salmoniformes, Salmonidae.
ACUAUAUUAAUAAACAUUCAGCUGCAUAAACAUGCACAACACAAAAUGACGUUUAUUUUUUGUGAGACCUAGUCUUGUGUCUUGGUUGAAAGUAACCGCGAAAGGGACCGAGUUUAGCUCGCGGUAGCUGCAAUUCCUCCCACUCUCCGGUUCGCUCCAUCUCCAUGAUUUCCGUGGGAAGAGCAGCGGAGCCUCUAUGGCAGACUUUCAGGAAUUGCGGAAGCGUCAGAAACGACCCACCGAGAAGUAUUAACUUCUCACCUUUCUCGCGUUUCCCAACUCUGAUUCACACUACUCGCACUCGAAUUUGAUCGAUUUAUCGCCUCGUUCAGAUUGUUUAAGUCAGGAAACCGUGUGUUUUCUGUGGCUGUUGCGAUGGCCGGUGGCGGCGGCGUGUCGCCCCUGGGGCUAGCGCCUCCGUUGUGGUAUCACCGGGACCUGAGUCGAGCUGCUGCCGAGGAGCUGCUGGCCCGCGCGGGACGCGACGGGAGUUUCCUGGUUCGGGACAGCGAAAGUGUUAACGGGGCGUACGCCCUGUGUGUGCUGAGUGAGUGUAAGUUCUAUCAGCAGUAAUGCUGAGUUUGACAGACAGCAGCAGGUUGAAACUCCCUCCAGAUCCCCAUCACACACUCGCAGACGUCUCAGGGGGUGCAGCCUAAGCGGUUUAAGAGCCUCCCAGAGCUGGUCCUGUUGUACCUCCAGCCCAGCCAGGGACUGGUCAGCACUCUACUGUACCCCGUAGACAGAGAGGAGAGCCUCCCAGAGGACAGGGACUACUCAGAUGGGGAAGAUGAGAAGCCGCCCCUUCCUCCUCGUUCCGCCUCCUCCUCCACAACACCUACAGGCUCCGCCCCGGAGACAUCAACCGACAGCGCCCCUGCUGCUAACGGCCUGAGCACCAUUUCCCAUGAGUAUCUGAAGGGAAGCUACGCUCUGGACCUGCAGGCUGUCAAACAGGGAGCCAGCUCUCUGCCCCACCUCAACAAGACACUGGUGUCCUCCUGCAAACGCCUCAACGGGGAGGUGGAUAAGGUUCUGUCUGGGCUGGAGAUCCUGUCCAAGGUGUUUGACCAACAGAGUGCCUUCAUGGUGUCCAAGAUGAUACAGCAGUCGGUGAAUCAGGGUGGAGAUCAGGAGUUGGAAAAUCUGGUCACUAAACUGGCUAUCCUCAAAGACCUACUGUCUUCUAUAGAGAAGAAGGCUCUGAAGGCUGUGCAGGAUUUGAGUGUGUCCACUCCCUCCUCUCUUCCUCCUCUCACACGCCACAGCAAACCCAUCCCUGUACAGGCCUUUGAGGUGAAGUUGGAUGUGUACCUGGCAGACCUGACUAAGAUAGGGAAGAGUCAGAAGCACAGUCUGUCUGUGGACGUGGAGGGAGGGAAGCUAGUGGUGAUGAAGAAGAUGAAGGACAACCAGGAGGACUGGAACACCUUCACACACCACAAGAUCCGUCAGCUGAUCAAGUCUCAGCGUGUUCAGAACAAGCUGGGCAUCGUGUUUGAGAAGGACAAGGAGAAGAGCCAGAGGAAAGACUUCAUCUUCGCCAGUGCUAAGAAGCGGGAGGCAUUUUGUCAGCUGCUGCAGCUGAUGAAGAACAAACAUUCCAACCAGGACGAACCAGACAUGAUCUCCAUCUUUAUAGGGACCUGGAACAUGGGUUCUGUGCCCUCCCCCAAGGCGGUGGGUUCCUGGCUGUUGUGUCGUGGGCUGGGGAAGACGCUGGAUGAGAUGACCGUCACUAUUCCUCAUGACCUCUACGUGUUCGGAACGCAGGAGAACUCUGUGUGUGACCGUGAGUGGGUCGACUCACUCCGCACCGCACUCAAAGAACACACAGAGCUGGAUUACAAACCGAUCGCGGUCCAGACUCUGUGGAACAUUAAGAUAGCGGUGCUGGUGAAACCAGAACAUGAAAACCGCAUCAGUCAUGUGGGAGUGUCCAGUGUUAAAACGGGCAUUGCCAAUACGCUGGGUAACAAAGGGGCAGUGGGCGUGUCUUUCAUGUUUAAUGGAACUUCCUUCGGCUUUGUGAACUGUCACCUGACAUCAGGCAACGAGAAGAUCGGCAGGAGGAACCAGAACUACCUGGAUAUCCUGCGGCUGCUCUCUUUAGGAGAUAAACAGCUGAGCUCCUUUGACAUCUCUCUACGCUUCACACACCUCUUCUGGCUUGGAGACCUUAAUUACAGGCUGGACAUGGACAUACAGGAGAUCCUGAACUACAUCAAUAGGAAAGAGUUUGAUCCUCUGCUGAAGGUGGACCAGCUCAACCUGGAGAGAGAGAAGAACAAGGUGUUCCUGCGCUUUGCGGAGGAGGAGAUAUCCUACCCACCCACCUACCGUUAUGAACGCGGGUCUAGGGACACAUAUGUGUGGCAGAAGCAGAAGGCCACAGGGAUGAGGACCAACGUCCCGUCUUGGUGUGACAGGAUCCUAUGGAAGUCUUACCCUGAGACUCACAUUGUCUGUAACUCCUAUGGCUGUACAGAUGACGUGGUGACCAGUGACCACUCCCCAGUCUUUGGUACAUUUGAGGUGGGGGUUACCUCGCAGUUCGUCUCCAAGAAAGGUCUGCCUAAGUCCUCUGAACAGGCCUAUAUUGAGUUUGAGAAUAUUGAGGCCAUAGUGAAGACGGCCAGCAGAACCAAGUUCUUUAUCGAGUUCUACUCUACCUGCCUGGAGGAGUUUAAGAAGAGUUAUGAGAAUGACAGUCAGAGCAGUGACAACGUCAACUUCCUGCGUGUGGGCUGGUCCAAUAAGCAGCUGACCACGCUGAAGCCCCUCCUCUCUGAGAUAGAAUAUCUCCAGGACCAACACCUGCUGCUCACCGUCAAAUCACUGGAUGGAUACGAGUCUUAUGGAGAGUGUGUGGUGGCUCUGAAGUCAAUGAUAGGCAGUACAGCACAGCAGUUCCAUACCUACCUGUCCCACAGAGGGGAGGAGACGGGUAACAUCAGAGGGUCUAUGAGGGUCCGCGUGCCAGCGGAGAGGAUGGGUACCAGGGAGAGGCUCUAUGAGUGGAUCAGUGUGGAUAAAGAUGAGACGGGAGUACCCAAAGGCAGAUCCACUCUGCCCCCCCGAUCAGGACACGACUACGUCAAGCCGUCUUUGACACACAGACACGUGGGGGCGGUGCUUGGGAAGGUGAGCGAGGAGGGAGAGAGGAGUACCAAGGAGGAUGGGACUGCAGCCAGGGCUAAGCAGGACUCUGCAGAGGGAGACCCCUCUGCCUGUAAAAACAACAGCUACAAUAACCCCGCCUACUACAUCCUGGAAGGCGUUCCUAACCAAUCAGCUGCCACCCUGUCCUCGGAGCUCCUCCCCUCCCCCUGCUCCCCUCCAGCCGGUAAGGCACCCCUGUCUGGAGGGGGGAGGCCCUCCUCAGGGUCCUCCCACCCCCGCAGGCACACGGCUGGACACCCUGUCCGGCCCAUCAAUGAGGAGGGGUCCUCGGAGGAUGAUGGGAUUGCAGUGGUGGGGGUGGUGUCAGGUGGAGGAGCGGGAGGCACACUGAACCGUCCUCCUCCUGACUUCCCCCCUCCCCCCCUCCCUAAAGGAGCACUGGAGAUGGCCGACAUCCCCUUCUCUAAACCCCGCCCCCUGUACCCCGACCUGGCUGAGGUGAAGAUCCCCGCAGCCAAUCCUAGUCCUGCCUUCGUCUUGGGGGAGGACUUUAGGAGGGGAGGGGCCGGGGGGCUGGACGACCAAUCGUGUUCGGUGCUGCAGAUGGCGAAGACACUGAGUGAGAGCGAGUACCCCCCUACCCCCCGUGCCCCCUCUGCACCCCCACACCUCAGAGGCCAGGGGUUGGGGGACGCCUGUCGCACCUUCCCUCCCCGAGCCCCCAUCACAGAGAGCAUCGCUGAAGAUCUACCAGAGGAAGCGCUGUGGGGAAGCAGUAGCUCGUCUCUCUCCGUGGGGGAGUGGCUACAGAGACUAGGGCUGGACCACUAUGAGGAAGGUCUGCUACACAACGGCUGGGACGACCUGGAGUUCCUCAGUGACAUCACAGAGGAGGACCUGGAGGAGGCAGGCAUUCUAGAUUCCGCCCACAAGAGGAUUCUUCUGGAGAGCCUGAGACAGCAGAAGCAGCAGAAGUGAGCUGAACCGGUCCAUGCUGAGCUGAGACGUGCUAAUCCAUGCCAGACUGUGCCUUCUGAGAGAAAUUGCACUCCAUUAUACUUUCUGUUGACCAACAGAUUUUUCUAACGUCCUUUUUUAGAUGUAUUGUACUGUGUUAGUGUCUUUAUGUUAAUAUGACUGUGGCUGUUGUGUUAGCCAGCCUUAUUUAAACAGUAGAAACAUUUCAGUCCUUUGUUAAUAAUCAAAACAUGGACCUCUACCCUGCCACCCGCAUAACAGACCCCGUCCCUCUCACCCCGCCCCGUCCCUCUCACCUCGUCCUGAGAAACCAUUCUGCUCCUGGGAUGUAGUAGACAUUCAGUGACAUCAUCAGGCUGCGACUUCUUCAGGCUUGCCUCAGCUAGAAAAACAGCUUGGUAGAACUGAGUUUGUUAUUGUUUUUAUUCCGCUCAUGAAUAUGAUUAUUAAUGACUAUCUGUUCAUUGGUUCUUGUUGUUGUUGUGUGUUUUCUGUUUUUGAGAUAAAGGGAAUGUAGCGAACCACACCAGCACAGACCUUCCUCUAUCAGUUUGACUGAACCUUUUGUUGAGCCGUGCUGGUGUCCAAGGCCCCUUUCCCUUUCAGUAGCACAAACUGCAGUACCCAUCAUGCAGUUGUCCAUGUACUAAUUUGUGUUUAAUGGAUGCUGAGCCAGCCUAAACACAGUGGGUCCCCAGGAUCCUUACUGAGAAACAAUGCCACACAUCACACGCUGCUGGUUGUUCUUUUCACCACAUGGUGGUGCUGUUGUCCUAGCAACCUCAGUAGGACCACAAGUAAUGUAUAUGUUGACGUUAUUUGACUGUUGUAAAAAAGAAAAAUGACUGUUGCACAAUGAGAGGAAACAGGAGAAUCUGAUGUUAUUAUCACCUUUAGCCCUAUAGCCUAUAGCAUUAGACCUCUCCCAUCCCUUCUCCUAUAACCCCCCUCCCAUCCCUUCUCCUAUACCCCCUCUCCCAUCCCUUCUCCUAUAACCCCCCUCCCAUCCCUUCUCCUAUACCCCCUCUCCC